Rhineura floridana is the source of this 1875-nucleotide messenger RNA. It is a transcript of the gene COPS3, whose product is annotated as COP9 signalosome subunit 3. Gene Ontology annotation, cellular component: COP9 signalosome. NCBI's taxonomy places the organism in Eukaryota, Metazoa, Chordata, Lepidosauria, Squamata, Rhineuridae. The record is from RefSeq and is a predicted model, not a curated record. The coding region runs from base 326 to 1597 and encodes 423 amino acids. Gene Ontology annotation, biological process: ubiquitin-dependent protein catabolic process. The transcript has 12 exons.
GAGUUGUGAGAGGAGGGAAAGCAGGGUGACUUGGAGACCGCUUCUGUUUACACCACCGGGAGGGUGACUUCCGGGUUGAGGGCCUGGAGAGGCAGUCCCCAUGGCAACGGCCUUGCGAAGGGCCGCGUGAGCGGGCGCGCGCGGCGCCGGAAAUGACGCCCGAGGAGCGCGGCCCCCCGCGGCCCGUCUGAGGCGGCGUCUGAUUGGCCCGGCGCGGGCGGCGUCGCUGCGGCUGCGGCAGGAGCCCGAAGAGGCGACUUCCUUUCCCCGCUCCCCGGCUCGGGGCCCGCUCCCUCAAGCCCCGCGCCUCCCGAGAGCCGCCAAGAUGGCGUCCGCCCUGGAGCAGUUCGUCAACAGCGUCAGGCAGCUCUCGGCCCAAGGGCAAAUGACCCAGCUUUGUGAACUGAUCAACAAAAGUGGAGAACUGCUAGCAAAAAAUCUCUCUCACCUGGAUACGGUGCUUGGUGCCCUAGAUGUUCAAGAACACUCAUUAGGAGUUCUUGCUGUCUUGUUUGUGAAGUUUUCUAUGCCCAGCGUCCCUGACUUCGAAACGUUAUUCUCGCAGGUUCAGCUUUUUAUCAGCACUUGUAACGGGGAGCACAUUCGAUACGCAACGGACACUUUUGCUGGCCUGUGUCACCAGUUAACAAACGCCCUGGUGGAACGGAAGCAGCCCCUGCGAGGAAUUGGCAUUCUCAGGCAAGCCAUAGACAAGAUGCAGAUGAAUACCAACCAGCUGACCUCAAUACAUGCAGAUCUAUGCCAGCUCUGCUUGUUAGCAAAAUGCUUUAAACCUGCCCUCCCAUAUCUAGAUGUGGACAUGAUGGAUAUUUGUAAAGAGAACGGGGCAUACGAUGCAAAGCACUUUCUAUGUUACUACUACUAUGGUGGAAUGAUAUACACUGGGCUCAAGAACUUUGAAAGAGCGCUGUACUUCUAUGAGCAGGCUAUAACGACUCCCGCCAUGGCAGUCAGUCAUAUUAUGUUGGAAUCUUAUAAAAAGCAUAUCCUAGUUUCAUUGAUACUACUUGGCAAAGUGCAGCAACUGCCGAAGUAUACCUCCCAGAUAGUGGGCAGGUUCGUUAAGCCACUUAGCAAUGCCUACCAUGAAUUAGCGCAAGUGUAUGCAACCAAUAAGCCCUUGGAGCUGCGAAAUCUGGUGAGCAAGCAUAGUGAGACGUUCACCAGGGAUAGUAAUAUGGGUUUGGUGAAGCAAUGCUUGUCGUCUCUCUAUAAAAAGAACAUUCAGAGGCUAACUAAGACAUUUUUAACACUGUCGUUACAAGACAUGGCAAGUAGAGUGCAGCUAUCGGGGCCUCAGGAAGCAGAAAAGUAUGUCCUUCAUAUGAUAGAAGAUGGUGAAAUCUUUGCAAGUAUUAACCAGAAAGAUGGUAUGGUUUGUUUCCAUGAUAAUCCUGAGAAAUACAACAAUCCAGCUAUGCUUCACAACAUUGAUCAGGAGAUGCUGAAAUGUAUAGAGCUUGAUGAGAGACUGAAAGCCAUGGAUCAGGAGAUCACUGUGAAUCCUCAGUUUGUGCAGAAGAGUAUGGGCUCCCAGGAAGAUGAAUCAGGAAGCAAACCAUCCAGUUAUUCUUGAAAAUCACAAUUUGCUUGCGACUUUGAUGUAGAGCAACAAAAAAACAAAAAAGCUAAAGUGAACCACCUUUAGGAUCUGAGUGUUAAAAAAAAAUAAAAAAUCAGAAAGCAGAGAACUGACUGUUUCACCUGGACAUUGAGCAAAAUUAAAAUGAUGUCUUCUCAGUACUGUGUGAUUUCAAAAAUAUUCUCUGCAAAGAAAGGAAAAAUCUCAUUCUGUUGUGGAUUUAUCUUGAGGUUAACAUCGUUACUGCAUUAAAUAAUUUACUUUUUGUUUUA